AUGGCAUCAACGACGGCAUCGGAUUCCUCAGUCGAAGCGAUCGCAAAAGCCGCAAAAGAGGCAUUUGAACAGUCUCAGCUUCUCCCUUCAUCAGUUCGCAACGAGGCAUUGGCCAAAAUCAAACAACAGCUCGAGCUGCGCAAAGAUGACAUCCUCGCAGCCAACAAGCAAGACAUGGAGGCUGCGCAAAAAGAGGUCGACGCAGGUCGCAUGACCACCGCACUCCUGAAACGCCUCGAUCUCGGAAAGGGUGAUAAAUGGGACUCGAUGCUCCAGGGCAUCUUGGACGUCGCGAACCUCCCUGAUCCAACAGGUACUGUGUCGUACGCGUCCAAGCUUGACGACGGUCUCGAGCUCUACCGCGUGUCCUGCCCCAUCGGCGUCCUUCUUGUCAUCUUCGAGUCGCGCCCAGAGGUCAUUGUAAACAUCGCCUCUCUGGCCAUUAAAUCAGGUAAUGCUGCUAUUCUCAAGGGCGGCAAAGAAUCCACUCGCACCACCGCCCUCCUUGCCUCCGCCAUCGCCGAGGGUCUCGCUCAGACGUCUCUUCCUCCUGCAUAUAUCCAUGCAAUUCAAACGCGUGAUGAGGUUUCUGCGCUGCUUCAGCUUGACCGCUACAUAGACCUUGUCAUUCCACGCGGGAGCAACGCGCUCGUGAGCAACAUCCAGAACAAUACACGUAUCCCCGUCAUGGGCCAUGCGGAUGGCAUAUGUCACGUUUAUCUUGACGAGUCUGCAGAUUUGCAGAAGGCAGUACGCGUCGUCGUUGACUCAAAGACAGACUACCCCUCCGCAUGCAACGCAGCAGAAACCCUCCUGGUGCAUGAAAGCCUACUUAACACCGUCUGGCCAGCAGUCGGCAAAGCCCUCCUCGACGCACACGUCGAACUCCUCUGCGACACCGCAACGCACACCGCCCUCUCCUCUGCCCCCUCAAUCUCAUCGCACCCCUCCUUCCCGUCGCUCAUCCAGCACACCCCAAACGAUACAUACACAACCGAGCACCUCGAUCUCCGCCUCUCCGUCAAAGCCGUGCCCUCGCUCGCGGCCGCGACAGCGUUCAUCAACGCGCACUCGUCGCACCACACUGACACGAUUGUCACCGAGAACGAGGCGCACGCGAGCGCGUUCUGCAGGGGCGUCGACUCCGCGGGCACGUUCGUCAACGCGAGCACGCGCUUCGCGGACGGGUUUCGGUAUGGGUUCGGCACGGAGGUGGGGAUCAGCACAGGGCGCAUACAUGCGAGAGGACCCGUGGGGCUCGAGGGGCUUGUGAUUUACAAGUAUAUGCUCAGAAGCUCGGCUGGCGAAGGGCAUGUUGCGAGCGACUUUGGCGUCGGCGAGGGCAAGAAGGCGUUCACGCAUGCGCCGAUACAAGCCAGCAAGGUGCCGUGGUAG
Molecule: messenger RNA, 1395 nt
Organism: Coniophora puteana RWD-64-598 SS2
Lineage: Eukaryota; Fungi; Basidiomycota; Agaricomycetes; Boletales; Coniophoraceae
Product: glutamate-5-semialdehyde dehydrogenase
Exons: 4
Coding region: 1-1395 (464 amino acids)
Molecular function (GO): glutamate-5-semialdehyde dehydrogenase (NADP+) activity; NADP binding
Source: RefSeq, a predicted model, not a curated record